This is a messenger RNA of Saprolegnia parasitica CBS 223.65, 2364 nucleotides long. RefSeq lists its product as hypothetical. The record is from RefSeq and is a predicted model, not a curated record. NCBI's taxonomy places the organism in Eukaryota, Oomycota, Saprolegniomycetes, Saprolegniales, Saprolegniaceae. The transcript is spliced from 2 exons. The coding region runs from base 1 to 2364 and encodes 787 amino acids.
AUGCUCAACGCAACGCAGGCAGCGACGCGGCUGGACGUUCCAGCGUUUGCCGACUUGACUGACUACGCGACACCCAACACAUUGAUCUCGUACGCCCGCGUCUACGCGCGCCGCAUCCAGUACGAGUCGGGUAGCGAUCUUCCCAUGAUGAUCCAAGGGCUUCGCACCAUGGACGCGUGUCAAGCGCCGUGGAUCGCAACCAGCUACUGCUGGCUCGACUUGGAUCGACACAUUGAGAUGGCCAACUCUCUCGCCCGCCAAAAUCGGUGCAACGCCCAGUACCGCACCAACGGCGCCGUCUACUUGGAGUCGAUUCUUCGAAAUGUCGACUGGCCCACGUUCGAGUCGUGCUGGGGCACGUCGUUUGAGAUUGGAGUCGCGAGAGAUGUACCCUCGCUCAAGCCCAACGGAGCUGCCUGGCUCACCUCACUCACUACUCUCGACCGCCUCUCGGUGGUCGGUGAAGCCAACUUUUGGCACUCGAUGGGUCUCUUGACCUACACGACGCAGUGGCAAAACUUCAAGGCGCUCGGUCUCCGCGAUGUGUUCUCCAUUGAGAAUGCUUUUGGUUUGAGAUAUGACAUGACGCUGCAAUCCAACAAUGGCUCGUACCACAUUCCCAUGUCGACGUCGUGGAAGACGUACUGGACGUUUGCGAGUGACCUCUGGGCGAUAUCAACCAAUGGGUCGGGGAUCGCUGGCAAGUCGCUCUUGCGGCAAAGUCCCCACUUUGCCUUUGCCAAUGCCUCGCUCGCGUCGAUUUUGACCCGAAACAUCACCUUGCAAGCGCCGCUCGACGACGUUCUCAGCGAGUUUCACCAUCGUCUGGGGCCGUUUGGCGCCGUCGACCUCUACCACGUGUCGUUUCCAGCCUCGCUCGCCCAGUUGCAGCGCGACAUCAGGAGCGAACUCUCGACACUCCUGUCCAGCAGCAAAUCCAAUGCCAUGCAAGACGACUACGCCAGCCUCGUGCUCAUGUACUCGAUGAGUCCCGUACCGCGUGUUUUGGAUCGAAGCACGUACCUCUGCGCCGGUGGCAGUCUCUUUUGCGGCCAAAUUCCCUCCAACUUUAACUUUUCCAUUGGCUUGUCGCUGUUUACGGGCGUCGAUACCAUGUGCUACACGAGCUUCAACGAAUGGGUCUUUGUGAAUCAAAUGCAAGCCGUCUUUAGCGUCGUUGCCUCGGGUAUCGCGCUCGACCCAACAAACUUGAUUCCUCUCGCCUGUGCCGCCGAGGUCAUUGCGCCAGCCCAAUGCCUCGCCUUUCUCGCCAGUGUCUCUAAUUUUGUCUCGACCUACUUUCCCACGAGCUCCCUGCAAGCCUAUCGAUCGCGAGCGACAUUUGUCGAAGCGGAUGUGAUCGCGACCUCGGUCGCGCAUGGGGAUGUUCAUUCGGUGGCGAUGCUUUCUACACAGUCGCCCAUGUCCCGCUUUGCCGCCAGCAGUAUCGAGAUGCCCCUCAACGUCGCCACGUACCUCCGAGGUCUCUGCCAGUACGUCUCGUUCGUUUUGGCCGCGAUCGCCUUGGUCGCGGGUUUCUACACGCUAGCGAAUGGCUGCACGAGCGAGGGCUACAACCUCUUUGAAGUCAACCGCGUCGGUGGCUUGACGUGGAUUGGACGUCCGCUGCUCUUGGUUCGGAGUGUCACAGCGCUCUGUAUUCUCAGCACGGCCACGCUCCAGCUCCACAAAAAUGGGAUCACGACGCAAAUGAUUGCGUCGCGAGAGGACGUGUCGUCGGUGGCCAACUACGUCAUCAAGAUCCUCGCAGCGAGCGAGCUCGGCUGGCUCGUCUACAUCUUUGACGACGUAUGCAUGGCGUGGACGCGCCAGUACAGUGCCAGCUACACGGCCAAGACAGCGACGACUGCGUGGCUCGUUGCGGUUGGCUUGAGCUUUACGAGCCCAGUCUCGCACAGUGCAACGAUUCAGCGGUCGUGCGAAAUUGUGGAAAUGGACUUUGAGAUGGUGUGCCACAGCGGCGUCGUCGCGAUCGGGUCGGUCGACCGAUUCCAACUCCUCGUGGGGAUCGCGGUCGGCGGGUCCAUCUUGAUGUACGUGCUGGAUCGAGCGUGGCAUGUGCUGCCACCGCUGAACGAGCGCGACUCGUGCUUGGUGUCGUGCAGCGCCAAGUACCUCUUUGAAAGAAGAGGCUGGGUCUACGACCGCGUCUACUACCUGGACUUUGCGUCUGCCGCCUUGACGGGCCUUCUUGUCUGCACCUUUCAAGGCGACUACUACGUCUUCGACAUCAAGACGUGGAGGAUGCUGGUCAUCCGGCGCAGCGACAUCCAAGCGGCGAUGACGUUGCAUCCGUCGGCGCACCACCUGGCCCGCGCUCUCCCGCUCCUCAGUUCGAGCUAG